Molecule: messenger RNA, 5949 nt
Organism: Macaca mulatta (Rhesus monkey)
Lineage: Eukaryota; Metazoa; Chordata; Mammalia; Primates; Cercopithecidae
Source: RefSeq, a predicted model, not a curated record
GGGGCGGAGGCGGGGCCGGGGGACCCCGCGCGACCGGCGGAAGGAGGGAGGGGGCCGCGCUCGGCGCUCCGGCCGGGCCACUGGGCCACAGGCCACGCGGCCACGCGGCCACGCAGCCCGAGCGGGAGCUGAGCCGGGCGGGGAGAGGGCAGCUCCGGGAAGGUACGCCCAGGGAUGGAAGUGCUUGGACGCGGUGCUGCUGGCUACGGAUGUGCAUGAGGAGAUGGGACGGAGAGCCCAAGUUGGCAUUCGUAUAAAUGACCUGCCUGGCUCCCACCAUGAGCGCUGAGCUCAACGUGCCUGUCGACCCCUCUACUCCUGCCUGCCCGGAGCCCGGCCACAAGGGCAUGGAUUACCGGGACUGGGUCCGCCGCAGCUACCUGGAACUGGUCACCUCCAACCACCACUCAGUACAGGCCCUGUCGUGGCGGAAGCUCUACCUAAGCAGGGCCAAGCUGAAGGCCUCCAGCAGGACCUCCGCCCUCCUCUCCGGCUUCGCCAUGGUGGCCAUGGUGGAGGUGCAGCUGGAGACGCAGUACCAGUACCCUCGGCCGCUGCUGAUUGCCUUCAGCGCCUGCACCACGGUGCUGGUGGCCGUGCACCUGUUCGCCCUCCUCAUCAGCACCUGCAUCCUGCCCAACGUGGAGGCCGUGAGCAACAUCCACAACCUGAACUCCAUCAGCGAGUCUCCGCAUGAGCGCAUGCACCCCUACAUCGAGCUCGCCUGGGGCUUCUCCACCGUGCUAGGCAUCCUGCUCUUCUUGGCCGAGGUGGUGCUGCUCUGCUGGAUCAAGUUCCUCCCUGUGGACGCCCGGCGCCAGCCUGGCCCCCCGCCCGGCCCCGGGAGCCACACGGGCUGGCAGGCCGCGCUGGUGUCCACCAUCAUCAUGGUGCCCGUGGGCCUCAUCUUCGUGGUCUUCACCAUCCACUUCUACCGCUCUCUGGUGCGCCACAAAACGGAGCGCCACAACCGCGAGAUCGAGGAGCUCCACAAGCUCAAGGUCCAGCUGGACGGGCAUGAGCGCAGCCUGCAGGUCGUGUGAGGGGCUGAGGGCCGGGGCUGGGGGCGGCCCUGUGCCCGGGAGCCCGCAGAGGCGGGGAUUUGUCAGAUGCAGACAUUUUGCAAGGCUGCCGGGUAGUUCAAGACCAAAGUUUUCCUCUUGUCUUAAUACCAUAAGCACUGGAUGACUUCUCCUGAGAUGGAACCAUCUGGUUCAACGAGGGACUGUGUUGCUAAGAGUAUUGGGGGCAAAACCAGGCUGGUUCCUUGGCCUCAGGGUUUCCUGGGUCGGGGACACAGUGAAGAGGCUACAGUGGGAUCUGCCCAUCAGUCCUGGGCCAGGAGGGCCUCCAAGCAGCACCCAGUGGGUGCUCAGACCCGGCAUGCGUGGCUGGUGGGCCUGGGAGAGCCAGGGCAGGCUUUUGCUUUCAGAGAACGAUUGCCCCAGAGACCCGUGGUGGGCUUCGUGGAUGCUGAGUGGCCCGUGUGACAGUGAUGACACGAGGGCUGCGGCAUUUGAGUGGGUGCAGGUGCACGGCAGGGCUUGGUGCUUCCCUGCCUGGCCCUGGAGGAAGCUGGGUGGCCUGGCUUCAGGGGAAGACAGGAGCCAGGACACACGUCAGCCCAGCAAGUGCGGGGGGUGCUGCAGCCCUUGGCAGUGGUGUCAGGCCCCCGGGGAUGUUUCCAUCGGGGGCGCGGCCUGGCUGAGCCGGAGGAGACAUGUUCACGGGCAUCUACGAGACACCCGCAUGAGGAAGUUGAAUUAUUUGAGGGCUGCUGCAUAGUAUGCUAGGCUCAAAUUCUCUUUUCUCAGCCAGAGAGAGCCCUGGCCACACGGACUCAGUGGGGCCACCAGGGUGGGGAAAGGAUCCUUCCCCCACAGCCAGCGGCCUCCAGCUGUCAGCCACAGAAUGGCCUCUGAGGCUGACUCAGCCACUCCCCUGGGCUGUGGCAGCCCGAGGCAGAGGCUUUGGCUCAGGCCCCGGAGCCUGUGCAGCUUCCUGUGGCCCCAGGCAGCGAGCGGACAUCCUGGGGGACUUCCUGUCUAGGCAAGGCCAUUGGCCUGGCCUGGCCUGUGGAUAGUGGGGCCAGGGGUUGGCCCAGGCCAAAUGAGUGCCCUCCUUGUUAUGACACCGAGUGACUACAAGGGAAGCAAGACCCCUCCAGGCCUCUCAGCCGACACUGGGUCCCACCACACACGGUGACUGCGCUGUGCAGUGCGGGUUCUGGCCUUUUCCCUAAGGGCAUCUGGUAGACCCAAAGCCACACUCUUGGGCCGUGUACGCACGCCGCAGCACCAGCUUCCCUGAGCUGCUUGUACAACCAACCACCUUUCCCCUCUUCUCCAGCUGUAACCUGGAAUGCCAGCCAUGCCUUGUCUUUUGUUCUCAUAGUCACUGGGGCCAGGCGCAGUGGCUCAUGCCUGUAAUCCCAGCACUUUGGGAGGCCAAGGUGGGUGGAUCACCUGAGGUCAGGAGUUCCGGAUCAGCCUGGCCAACAUGGUGAAACCCCACCUCUACUAAAAAUACAAAAAUUAGGCCGGGCGCAAUGGCUAACGCCUGUAAUCCCAGCACUUUGGGAGGCCAAGGCGGGCGGAUCACUUGAGGUCAGGAGUUCGAGACCAGCCUAGCCAACAUGGUGAAACCCCGUUUCUAUAAAAAAUACAAAAAAUUAGCCGGGCGUGGUGGCGGGCGCCUGUAGUCCCAGCUACUUGGGAGGCUGAGGCAGGAGAAUGGCGUGAACCUGGGAGGCGGAGCUUGCAGUGAGCUGAGAUCACGCCACUGCACUCCAGCUUGGGCGACAGAGCGAGACUCCAUCUCCAAAAAAAAAAAAAUUAACCGGGUGUGGUGGCGGGUCUGUAGUCCCAGCUACUCAGGAGGCUGAGGCAGGAGGAGAAUCACUUGAACCCAGGAGGCAGAGGUUGCAGUGAGCCGAGAUCAUGCCAUUGCACUACAGCCUGGGCAACAAGAGCGAAACUUCAUCUACAAAAAAAAAAAAAAAAAAGUCACUGGGCUUCUUCGUGCUCUGAUCACAUCUCUUGUAAAAGCUUACGCUCUCUCCGGGGUCCGGGUUGGCUGUGCCAUGGAAUUCUGGGUGGCCUGGUUGGGGUCUCUGGAAAUGUGGCUGCAGCAGAGAACAGAGACCCUGACACGCAAUUCCCCGUGCUGAGGGGCCCUUGGGGAGUCACGCCGAGGGUCCCCACGAGAAAGUUGUGGCAUCCUUGGGGGCCGGAGAAGAGCCCUGUGUCUUCUGAGGGGCUCAUCCUUUGUGUCCCCUGCAGACAUCUGUCUGCGACCCUUGCCCUCCAGCACGUCUGUACUUUCCUGCAGCCUGUAGAAACACCUCUUAUGGUUUAAUAUGUUUGCUUUGCUAAAGAACGUCGGUGUUGGCCAGGCAAGGCGGAGCACGCCUGUCAUCCCACCACUUUGGAAGGCCGAGGAGGGAAGAUCACGUGGGCCUAGGGGUGCGAGACCAGCCUGGGCAACAUAGCAAGACCCCAUCUCUAAAAAAAUCAUUUUAAAUUAGCCAGGCCAGGUGCAAUGGCUCAUGCCUGUAAUCUUAGCACUUUGGGAGGCCGAGGUGGGCAGAUCACUUGAGAUCAGGAGUUUAAGACCAGCCUCGGCAACAACAUGGUGAAACCAUCUCUAGUAAAAAUACAAAAAAUUAGCCGGGUAUGGUGGUGGGUACCUGUAAUCCCAGCUACUUGGCAGGCUGAGGCAAGAGAAUUGCUUGAAUCCAGGAGGCAGAGGUUGCAGUGAGCCGAGAUCGUGCCACUGCACUCCAGCCUGGGCGACAGAGCAAAACUCUGUCUCAAAAAAUAAUAAAUAAAUUAAAUAAAAAUAAAUUAGCUGGGCGUGGUAGUGCAUGCCUGUAGUUCCAGCUACUUGGGAGGCUGAGGCAGGAGGAUUGCUUGAGCUGGGGAAGUAGAGGCUGUAGCGAACUAUGAUUGCGCUACUGGCCGGGCACGGUGGCUCACGCCUGUAAUCUCAGCACUUUGGGAAACCGAGGUGGGUGGAUCACUUGAGGUCAGGAGUUUGAGACCAGCCUGGCCAACAUGGUGAAACUCUGUCCCUACUAACAAUACAAAAAAUUAGCUGGGCAUGGUGGUGCUCACCUGUAAUCCCAGCUACUUGGGAGGCUGAGGCAGGAGAAUCAUUUGAACCCAGGAGGCAGAGGUUGUGGUGAGCCAAGAUCGUGCCACUGUACUCCAGCCUGGGUGACAGAGUGAAACCCUGUCUCUGAAAAAAAAAGAAAGAAAGAAAAAGAAAAGAAUGUCAGCAUGUCAGUGUCCCUCCAAGGAGUGACUUUGGGUCAAGACAGGCUGGCUCUUCUAAAUGAAUGGCUCCUCGUGGCUGGGAGAGGCGGCAGCCUCUUACCCUGGCCUGAGCCUUUUGGGAGGGGCCCUCCUGGGCCUUCUCCUGCCUCCCACCUUCCUGCAGCAUCUGUGCCCCUGCCCACGCAGUGCCACACUCCCCAGACUAUGGAACGCAUCUCCAGUGCCAUCUGGGGGCCAGUUAGUGUACCUGGUCCCCAGGCAGAGUUCUUGACCUGGCAGCAUCCAGGCAGGUAUUAAGUGCCCAAUGAUGGUGGCACGUGGGUGGGGACGGAGCCACAUUCAAGUCUAGCUCUCUGAUUAGGAGGAUGACGGUGUUGGAAUUUCCUGUUCUCUUUCUCCUAGAGUUCUUGUUCUCCCAGCUCCAGACUUUCUAGUUUCGAGGAAUGAGGCAAACCAUUGCUGUGGGAAUAGCAGUGACCAUGGGUAGGGCCAUGGUGGCUGGGAGAGGAAACCUCAGGGUCACCCCAGAGCCUGUGGGGAGACGGAGGGUGAGCUGUUGUCGGAGCUGCAGAAACACCUUGAGGGGCAGCAUGGGCGAUGGGGAACGCCAUUGCAGCCUAGAAAUUCAGUUUCUGGAGGUUUAGCCUGUCUUUGAACAGUGUUUAAGAACAGAGGCCUCCAGGCCGGGCGUGGUGGCUACAUCUGUAAUCACAGCACUUUGGGAGACAGAGGCGGGCGGAUCGCCUGAGAUCAGGAGUUCGAGACCAGCCUGGCCCACGUGGUGAAACCCCAUCUCUACUAAAAAUACAAAAAUUAGCCGGGCGUGGUGACACACCCCUGUAAUCCCAGCUACCCAGGAGGCAGAAGCAGGAGAAUCACUUGAGCCCGGGAGGCAGAGGAUGCAGUGAGCCAAAAUCACGCCACUGCACUCCAGCCUGGGUAAAGAACAAGACUCUGUUGUUUUUUUGUUUUUUUUUUUGAGACAGAAUCUCUCUCUGUCGCCCAGGCUGGAGUGCAGUGGCCAGAUCUCAGCUCACUGCAAGCUCCACCUCCCGGGUUUACGCCAUUCUCCUGCCUCAGCCUCCCGAGUAGCUGGGACUACAGGCGCCCGCCACUUCGCAUGGCUAGUUUUUUUGUAUUUUUUUUGUAGAGAUGGGGUUUCACCGUGUUAGCCAGGAUGGUCUCAAUCUCCUGACCUCGUGAUCCGCCCGUCUCAGCCUCCCAAAGUGCUGGGAUUACAGGCUUGAGCCACCGUGCCCGGCCAGAGACUCUGUUUAAAAAAAAAAAAAAAAAAAAAAAGAACUGGGGCCUCUGCCUCAGUUUGCCCUGGAGCCAGCCGGGGCCCGUCCUAAUUUGGAGCACAGUCUUCCCGGUGCCUAGACAUGCCAAGGCCCCUCCCACGUGGGACACCCUCUCCGUUUAGUACCUGACCACCUGUUUCAAAACACAGGUGUUUCUGGUUUAGAAACUUGGAAGGCAGAAUGUGUUUUCGCGUCUUCUAGGAGGGUUUGCUGAGGACCGGACCACGUAAGCCUGAGUGGAUCCGGACUCAGCUGCAGCCCUUACCCGCCUCGUGCUGAUGAUCUAUGCAUGCAGCAGACACAUCCACUGUCCUGUGUGCGGGUUUUUAAAACAGUUGCCCUGGAUGAAACUGAAUAAACCAGUGACGCUA